This is a messenger RNA of Laccaria bicolor S238N-H82, 786 nucleotides long. RefSeq lists its product as uncharacterized. The coding region runs from base 1 to 786 and encodes 261 amino acids. The record is from RefSeq and is a predicted model, not a curated record. The transcript is spliced from 6 exons. Lineage: Eukaryota; Fungi; Basidiomycota; Agaricomycetes; Agaricales; Hydnangiaceae.
AUGUCACGGCGCAUACUGCUGCCAGCUCCAAAGCCUUUGUCCUAUGUUCAGACUCGAUGCAUGUGCACUUUUAGUCUACUGAACCGGUUGCAGAGAAGACCGUUUAACGGUAAAAUCGCGAAAAUCGGAUUUUAUACGGUUGAACACGUUUCACCCGUAUCAACGGCCAAUGCAGAGGCCUUCCUGCAGGAGCUAGGGGAGACAGAAGCCUCUUUCAAGACGAGGUCGUUCAAUGUCGUCGCCUACUACGUGCCACUGAACCUGGAUGCUAACAGUGAAAAGGACAGGGGGGAGAUUGAAGAAAUGAACAACAUACCGAAGGGUGCGCUGACAAAACUGAGGUGGAUCAAGCCCCCAGCACGAAGACGACCAGACCAACGUUUCGCCCAUGUAAUUGCCACAUUCUCGGAUGCGGAAUCGGCCAAUCGGGCGAUAGUCAACGGCCUGUCAAUAUGUCACAAGAGGGUCUCGGUAGCGAAGUGCAAGAAGGAGCCCAUAAGGUGCCUCAAGUGUCAAGGUUGGGACCAUAUCGCUCUGGAAUGUAUCAUUGCAAAGGAGGUGAAUGUAUGCGCGCAAGACGUUACCUACUCCGCCGAGUACCACAGGCUGAGAUUCAUGUUAAUAUGGUACAACCAGGCUCACAGAAAGACAGGUACAGGCAAACUCAACUGGGUUUCGAGCCCGCGGCCCCAAGUGGAAGACCAAUCCCCUAUAGCUCCCCCGGCCUCAAGCAACGGCUCGCCGCCCCCUGACAGUUCCACCACCCAAGUCAUUGCCCAUGUCUGA